This is a messenger RNA of Megalobrama amblycephala (Wuchang bream), 2476 nucleotides long. Its product is annotated as zinc-binding protein A33-like. The coding region runs from base 715 to 2289 and encodes 524 amino acids. Gene Ontology annotation, molecular function: protein binding; zinc ion binding. The record is from RefSeq and is a predicted model, not a curated record. The transcript is spliced from 7 exons. Lineage: Eukaryota; Metazoa; Chordata; Actinopteri; Cypriniformes; Xenocyprididae.
GGGACUAAAAUAACUGAGAAGCUCUGGUAAUAAUUACUUUACCCACCUCCUCAUGUAAUCCCGUCCGAACAGGGUUUAAGAUUAUUUUCUCAGUGCUGUCUGAUUUGCAAAAGAAUCGUUCUUUUGGACAAUUCAAUGAUUCAUUUAGCUAAAUACUUAAUUCAAAUAUCCAGUGAUUCAUUAUUUUUAACCAGUUGAUUGAAAUGAACUGUCUGAACGAGCUUAUUUGUUUAAAACAACAGGACAUAGUCGCCGAGCUAUUAAGCGUUUUUUUUCUUCUUGGAUUUAAUGCACUUAUACUGUAGUAAUCAGGAAUAGUUUAGGAAAUCUCUCGAUAUGUGGUUUGGUGAGAUGCAUUUUUUAUCUUUACCUGUGGCAGCCCAACAAGUAAAAUAGGUUAAAUUAGUAACUUUAUUAGUAGGUUGUCAAGUAAAAUGGGUUAAAUUAGUAACUUUAUUAGGUCUAAAACAUAUUAAACAUUCCAGGUCUAAAACAUGACGUCUUUCAGUAUUUUGGACGCUUGAAGUUAGACGCCUCAAAUGCAAAUACAUGCAAAUUGCUGCAAUUUAAUUGUCUGCAGCCGCUAAAGAUUCGUUCAGGUCGAAGUGUCCAUAUGCUGUGGAUUUAACCGCUGAACCUCCUAUAUCUGUUUUCAUUUGAUGACUUUGUUUCGACGAUUAAGCAGCUAAAGCAAACAUUGAAUGCUGUAAAGUCAUGGCUUCCAUCAGCGGUUUUUCUGAAAAAAGCUUUACAUGUUCCAUAUGUCUGGACGUGUUCACUGACCCUGUAACUACUUCCUGUGGACACAACUUCUGUAUGACCUGCAUCAGACGCCACAGAGACAGCAGUCUAUGCUCAAGGUGCCCACUGUGUGGGAUAGCAUUGGACUCAAAACAAGAUUUUAACAUAAACAGAACGAUUAGAGACAUCGCAGAGGGCAUCAAAAGAAAAAGGAUCCAAGAGAAUCCUGAAGUGUCCUGUGAUAGUUGCCCAAAGAAGAAAAUUGCUGUCAAGUCAUGCUUAAACUGUGGAACUUCUUUCUGCAAGACUCACUUGGAGCCCCAUGAAACUGCAGAAAAGCUCAAGAAACACAAACUAAUUAACCCUGUGAAGAAUCUUGAUGAAUACAUUUGCAAGAAUCAUGAAAGACCUCUGGAACUUUACUGUAGAGAUGAUCAGACAGCCAUCUGUCAAUUCUGCACCGAGAGUGACCACAAGAAUCAUAACACAGCCCCCCUGGAGGAGGAGAGUUUGAAAUUGCUGAUGAAUCAAAAGAUAGCAGUGCAGCAGAAAAUUCAGGACAAGAUGCGGAAAAUUAAAGAAAUUAGACAUUCUACAAGGUUUAACAAACAAGCUAAAGAGAAGGAGAUUGAAGAGAACAUCAAGUUUUUCAAGGACAUCUUCGAGAGAAGCAAUGCGGAGGUACUAGAUCUCACAGAGAAAAAGCAUAAAGAUACAGAAAGACGAGGCGAGGAGCUCAUCAGAGGGCUAGAUGAAGAGAUCAAGGAGCUAAAGAGAAGACAAACUGAACUGGAGCAGCUCUCAAAUCCUGUUGAUUUCACACAAAUUAUUAACCUCCUGUGCAGCCCCAUAUGUACUAAGCACUCAAAAAACAUCUGCAUCAGUGCACAUGAACAUGGGGGUAUUCUGAGGAAGACAAUAUCAUGGCUUCAGAGUGUCUUGGAUGAGAAAAUGAGAGAAACUGUUGGCAGAGAGCUGCGGAGUAUACAACGUUAUGCAGUGGAUGUGACACUUGACCCUGACACAGCUUAUCCUGAACUCAUGUUGUCUGACAAUGGAAAAGAGGUCAGAAAUACAGGCAAAUCACAGCAGAUUCCUGACACCCCAAAAAGGUUUGACCAUUGCUCGUGUGUCUUAGGAAAGGAAGGCUUCUCCUCACAGAAGUUUUACUAUGAGGUUCAAGUCAGCGGGAAGACAGAGUGGGAUUUAGGUGUGGCAAAAGAAUCCAUUGACAGAAAAGGGGAAAUUGGGCUCAACCCUGAAAAUGGAUAUUGGACUGUAUGGCUGAGGAACAGGGAUGAGUAUGCAGCGAACGAUCGACUCCCUGUCCCUCUCACCUUGAAAGAGAAGCCAGUGAAAGUGGGAGUUUUUGUGGAUUUUGACGAGGGUCUGAUCUCUUUUUAUGAUGUUGAAGCCAGGUAUCAUAUUUAUUCUUUCACUGGACAGUCUUUUCCUGAAAAGCUCUAUCCAUAUUUCAGUCCUGGAGAAUACGAGGAAGGGCAGAACUCGCAUCCUCUGAUCAUUACACCUGUUAACUCAACUGAAUAAAUCAACUUUCAAAGGCAAUAAUAAAAUGAAUUGUUAUAAAUCUUUGUAUAUAAGCCUCUGUAUGUAACUCCUUCAGUCUAAAUGAUGUUCAAUGCAAAUAUGACCAUUCUUUAUUUCUACUCUAAAUGCAAUCAUGAAUGAUCAUGAAUCAAAAGAAUCAAGUCAUGCUUCUUUUUUCAAUAUUUAU